AUGAAUUGCAAGAUGUUCAGAACAGCCUUGGUGCUUGUUUUAACAGGUAUCCUACCGCCAGGGCCGCUGAGCGGAGCUGUGGGAGGCUCGGUGAAGUUCACCACCACCCUUAGCCCUCCGGCGAGGCCCUUCGCCUCCGUCAGUUGGAACUUCAAAAGGGUGAACAUCAUCACCUCCUCCAGCACCAACGUGACUGAACCCGGGCACACAAACAGGAUCACGCUGGACAGAUCCACCGGGUCUCUAGAGCUCCGCAACCUGGUGCUGUCGGACAGCGGGGAGUACAGUGUCAGUAUCAUACCAAACGCCGGCUCUCAGAUGCAGGGAGCGAUCAUCCUGAACGUGUACGUACGGAAACCCAUACCUGACAUCUGUCAUCCCACAGCACUGAUAGCCGGGGCCGCCAUCACCAGCCCCAAAGCCACCCUGAUUGAAGAUAAAAGCUCCACCAACCUAACCUGCGAUGCCUCUAGCACCAUCCAAGCCAGACAGUGGAUGCUGCAGGGUCGGCCUCUCCGUCCCAGCAAGAGAGUCACCUUCUCCAUGGACAACAGGACAGUCUUCAUAGACCCUGUUAGCAGCGCCGACCACGGCAGAUACCAGUGUCGGGUCAGCAACCCAGUCAGCACCAAGACUGCAGCGUAUAAUCUCACCGUCAACUUUGGACCACAUAACGUUUCAAUAACGGGACCACCGGCAGCCUCACCCGGCCAGAGAGUGGCGCUGCGAUGCACUGCAGACUCCGUCCCGCCUGCGACCUUUAACUGGAUGUUCAACGGCAACGAGACGCGUGUCAACACGUCUUUGUACAUCAUUGAGAGGAUGGAGCUGGUGGAUAUGGGGAAUUACACCUGCACAGCCAGCAAUAACGUGACCAGGCUGGAAAAAUCCACAGUCCUGCGCGUCAGGGCAUCCUGUACCGCCCCCAGCUGGUCAUUUUCGGUAUUGGUGAUCGGUGCACUGAUGGUGGGGGAGAUGUUUUUGGUGUAG
Lampris incognitus (smalleye Pacific opah) is the source of this 990-nucleotide messenger RNA. Its product is annotated as carcinoembryonic antigen-related cell adhesion molecule 1-like. The record is from RefSeq and is a predicted model, not a curated record. The transcript is spliced from 5 exons. NCBI's taxonomy places the organism in Eukaryota, Metazoa, Chordata, Actinopteri, Lampriformes, Lampridae. Bases 1 to 990 code for a protein of 329 amino acids.